Penicillium robsamsonii is the source of this 4557-nucleotide messenger RNA. Its product is annotated as Golgin subfamily A member 7/ERF4. Bases 1 to 4557 code for a protein of 1518 amino acids. The transcript is spliced from 5 exons. Lineage: Eukaryota; Fungi; Ascomycota; Eurotiomycetes; Eurotiales; Aspergillaceae. The record is from RefSeq and is a predicted model, not a curated record.
AUGCGGUGGUCUUUGCUAUUCACUUUAAUAGUAUCCCUAUUCCUAUUGGGGACAUUGGCAGCGCCGGCUUCGGGCCCACGACGUGAUGAAGUCACCAAUCUUGAGGCCAGACAGGAGAAGGAAGCCAAUCUUGAGGCCAGACAGGAGAAGGAAGCCAAUCCUACAACCAGCGAUGCUGAGACGGCAACUCAAACAGAUGUAUCAAAAACAGUAACCGAUGCGUCAACAGCCGCCGAGGCCACAGCGACAGGCAGUACUGCCUCGACCACUACUCUAACGCAUGCCACAACCAAUGCUACGACCACUACUUCUGCCGCUUCCGCCACCUCGACUGUGCCCUCGCUCGAUGGAACAACUGCAUCUUCUGAGCAGGAUGCGGCAGACUCCGCUAGGCCAACCUACUCUGGUGGUCUGCCAAUCAAACCGACAAUCACGCCGGCAUGGGGUGUUGGGGGAUUUAUACUAAUAGCUCUCGGAGCCGUGCUCACUUUCAUUGGUGUCCGCAAACAAUGGGUGCAAAUCUUCCUGUCAACCGGAUUCCUUAGCGCAUUGGGAGUUACCGUCCUUAUUAUUUAUGUAAUGAGCCCACCGGUAAGCAACGCCGUUCAGGGGGGCUAUCUCGUCGCCGUCUUCUUCACCGGUGCAGUAUUCGGUGGUCUAUCACUUGUCUUCAGAGAAAUCUGCGAAGGACUGGGCUGUCUUCUGGGCGGUUUCUGUCUGAGUAUGUGGUUCCUUGCGUUGAAAGCUGGCGGUCUUCUAAGCGAAGGUGGCCCCAGGGCUGGCAUGAUCAUUGCUUUUACUGUGGGAUUCUAUUCCCUCUCAUUUAGCCACUAUACAAGACCGUACGGGCUGAUCGGAUGCACGUCGUUCUCCGGUGCAACUGCCAUGGUCAUUGGAAUCGAUUGCUACAGCAGAGCUGGGCUGAAAGAGUUCUGGUUAUAUAUAUGGGGAUUGAACCAAAAUGUCUUCCCUCUCAGAACGGACACUUACCCCGUGACGCGUGGUAUUCGUGUUGAGCUCGCUGCGACUAUAAUCAUUUCCGUUCUGGGGGUGAUCUCCCAGGUCAGACUUUGGAAUCUCAUCAAGGAGCGCAGGGCCAAGGAAGAAGAUUCCCGCCGGGCACACACCCGAAAGAUCGAAGAAGAAGAUGCCGAAGCCGGUCGCCGCCUCGAGGAAAAGAAUAUCCAAGAGCGCGCCGAAUGGGAACUCAUUUACGGAAACGGAAAGCCUGCGGAUGGCAAAGCCGUUUCGGUUUCGGAGACUGCUGUCGGUGAUUCGCGACGGGGCUCGGAUGGAUUCGAGUCCUCUGACAACGACAAGGAGAGGGAGAUUGAGCUCAAGGACAUGCCGAGCCCCGAUGCUUCUGGUAGUGCCUCUGACGGCGGGAAGAACCGUCAGGGUGAAGACGAUCGCGAACUAGAAGCUGUGCCGGAGGAGGAUCCAUCCCAGCAGGGACAGUCACGAGAUGCAGAUAAGGAAAAGGAUGCCGAGAAGGAGGGUCAAUCUGAAGGAAAGACCCCAAGACCUACUACACCUGUUGUUACUCAUGUCCUUGGCGAGGUCAACGAUGACUGCUCUGAGAACGGUGCUGACAUCGGCUCGGAGGUUGGUACGCCGCGCUCGAAACGGUUCUCUGGCAGAGAAAUGUUGAACCGGCUCUCCUGGCGGAACAGCAAUGGUGUGAUGACUGCUUCACAAUCCCAGGAGAAUCUGGUGAACCACGAUGAUGCCAAUUCUUCCGUAUUGGGAGUUGUGGAUGAUCUCCAUGAGAUGAGCGCCGGCUGCCCAAGUGUUAUCUCGGAUGCGGAUGUUCACGAUCGCGUUGAGCCAACGCAGCCAACGCAGCAAGAAACUAGCACCGCCGAGCUAGCACCAGAGAAGGACUCGACAGAUGUGGAGAUCAAGUCAAAUGCCGGUCCACAAGCGGUCCCAGAUGUUGAACCCCGUGUUGAUACGGCUAUAGCCCAAAAGGACGUUGAGAAAGUGAGUACCAAAGAAAUCACUGUCAGCGACACUGUUCCGCAAGUGACACCCGUCGAGAGCACUGUUGUUGCCCACUGUCCUUCGGAGAAGCCCGGGAUUUCCCAAGUGUCGGAGAAGCCUCAAUCGCCAGAAGCCCCCGCAACAGAUGUCCAAGCCGACACUCCAGGUGCUUCAAGGAAGACCGAAGAAUUCAAGUCCGAGGCUACAUUGGAGCCGUCACCUCUGAGCGAUGCAGAAAGGGAAACGGUGAAAGAGGUCAAUGAAGACCAACCUCCUACUAAAACCAUCAAACCCGAGUCCAUUCCUGAAUCGAGUGUUGUAUCUUUGCCCGAGCCCAAGGGUGAGCAAAAGAUCAAAGUGCUCAAGAAACUGGACGCAUCAACCGUCAAAUGCAUCCCCGAGCAAACAUCACGAGUGAUCCAUUCGUACCGCACGAACGAAUGGGCCAAGCACCUCGCAGAUGCCGACACCCCUGAGAUGGAGCCGAUCGAGUUCGAACCUGAACCUGAAGCAGAAUACACAGAGGAAAUUCAAGAGACUGCAGCAUUUGUUGAUGUAGGCGGUCUUCUCCAGACGCCUCUUACUGCACAACCACCACCAAUUGUGAACAGGCCUGAAUCCAAUGGUAUGGACAAUCAACCACCCGUCUAUAUUUCAUCGGUACCCUCGCCAGAUAUUCCGCAAUCCAAGACACGGACCGGCGCGCAAGGUCUCACCACAGCGAAGCCAACUUUAAUCCGCAAUGACUCGACAGCUUCGGUCAACGUGCUACGUUCAGCAUCUGGCCCACUUCCAACCCUGGAAUCGGGAUUGAGGUCGAUCCGCAAUACAUCGACUCCCCUGUUGACGAUCACUACUCCCAACGAGCCCAAAGAAACGGAGCCAUCACCACGCUGGAACGGGCCGCCUCCCCUCCUCGCAGUCCGCGAGGACAUGGUCCGAAACCGCAUGUCCUCAACAUCCAACCGCUUCGAUCCCUGGGCUGCACGCAACCUCUCCCACCAGUCCCUGCCUGAAAUGACGCCCGUCGUCUCCCCAGUUUCACCGCCGCUCUCCAUCCCCGAAGAAAGGGGGGUAGAACGCCAAGCCCAACCGAACGAGGAUGACAUCCCACUUUCAAAGCGGCGCGCCCUACUACAGCGCCAGACAGCGCAGUCCCCUGCAACAAGCCCUCACAACCUCGAGGCUGCCCCAUUUUCUUUGUAUCCCCAACCAGCUCCCACUGCCGAACUGAACCUGUCUGCUUCAAGAAUGGCAGUGUGGCGACAGUCGGUCCGCGAGGAAAUCGCCCAAAAGCGAGAUCCUUUGGCCCUCCAGUCCCCGCCCAUCAGCCCAGCCAGCCCUCUGGACCGGCCGCGCAGUGCAUGGAACUCUGUUCAGCAGAUGCGCGAGGCCUCGUCUACUCAGAUAGGCGAUGCCAUCGCAGAUGGCAUGCAGCGUGGCAGCAUGACGGAUCUACACCGUCAGGCAAUGCGUCUCAAUCGCGCACCCGUGGAGUCAACUCCGUCCUUCGUUCGCGCCCAGCGGCGACAGUGCGUCCCGAUCUCAGGCCCGUCGUUGCUGCUUCGCCCACCAGCAGUCCGACUCGCAAACCCAGUCAACUACGUCCCACGAAUAACCCCAAUAACCGUCCACCCACAUCGAUCCGACGAGAGUCUCCCACUCGGCUUCAACCACUCACGCGACGCCCAUCCCCUCCUCAGCGUCCCAGAGCGACGCCGCAGCCGCCUAACCCCAUCCCCGAGCAGCCUACUCGUCGAGCGCAGCCAGGGGGAAACAGAAAGUGGCCGGACUAGCAUUGCUUUGCCCCCACGACAUCGUCGCAGCGAAGACUUCGCCCGCACAGAAAUGGCGUUCGUGGGCAGCGGAGCGCGGGAAACCGAGAACCUGCGCCCUCCCGAAGCUGUCCAUCUCACGCAGAACGGAACUCGUCAGAACGACCGUGCGCGCUACGCUCAGUCACAGACCUCCCUUCGCUCCCAGUCCCAGGUCGCUUCUGUCCCCUCCAAUACCGGUCUCCCGCCCGCUGAUGUCGCCGAGGAACUUGCUUGGGGCCCGGCUCACCCCUGUUUCCCGCAUAUUAAUCCCCAUGUACCUAUCGGGUCGCGGGAGCAUAUGACAACGCGUGUGGUUCGUAUCCGGCGCGAUUGGAUGAUUAAGGGUGAUUUGGCGCCGACGUUUUCGAAUCUGUAUCCUGAGAUUCUUGAUCCGUUGUUGUCGGAGCAGGAGUUUCGGAGGGUGAUUUCUACCGUUAAUGAUGGUAUUAUCAAGGCAUUUGAUCCGUUCAGUCUUCGGAAUUGGUUUGACGGCGUGCUGGGCUUGUUGACUGGCUGGGUAUGGGAUGAUCUCAAUGCCCCCGGGGCAAAAAGCCAGUUGCAGCAUGUUGAGGCUUGGUUGGAGAAUUGGAACCGCGAGGUCGGCGCCAAGGAUGGUGUCCAUAUUUGGAGCUUGAGACGGACAGCGUAUAUGUCACUUGAUAUCCAGAUUCCCGAUCCCAAGGUUGGCAUUGUACCCAGUGAGGCACCUUCGGCUCCUAAUACUAGGCCGAGUACUGGUAUUGGGGCUGGAUCUUGA